AUCUAUGUAAAAUCAUAACUUUUUGGAAAUAUUUAUGUGAUUUUUUCAAAAAAUUAAAAUAACUACAAUAUUUGUUUAUGGAAUCUCUCCCCCUCCAAUAAUGGAAAUGGCAGUGACCCUCCGACGCCUUUUUCCGGCGUUCCUCCUCCUCCUAUUUUUCUCGGGAAACGCCCUUUCCGCCAGGAGGUGCGCCGACUGCGGCUCAACUCCGGUCCCGUACCCACUCAGCACCGGCCCUGACUGUGGCGACCAACUCUACAAGAUCCGCUGCAACGGCGGCGGGGGGCUGGUUUUCGACACGCUCAACAACACCUACGGCAUCACCUCCAUCAUCCCGAAGUCCCAGCGGCUCACGAUCGAGCCCGCACCGUUCUUACGGGACACCUGCGUCACGGAGGACAUCUCCACCGGCGGAAUCCUCCUCAAUUCGUCCCUCCCGUUCAAUAUCACCAGCAGCAACACGAUUCUGUACCUCAAUUGUACGGAUGCGCUGCUCGGUUCCCCGCUAAAUUGCUCAUCCAAUAGCGCCUGCCACGUCUACAUCAACGGCAGCCUCGCCGCUGGGGACGGUGUCGGGGCGUGCGCGAACGCGCCGCUCUGCUGCAGCUUAAGAGCCGGUGGGUCAUCUACGGCUGACAAGAUCCGGGUCAGGAUGACAGGUUGCCGGGCGUACCGGGCGUUCGUGAACUUGGACGAGUCUUUGCCGGUGGGCCGGUGGCCCAAACCAGCGUUGGAACUGGAGUGGGCGUCGCCGCCGGAGCCUCUGUGCGGCUCCCAAUUGGACUGUGAUUCCGGUUCGACGUGUCGACUCGACGGGAAUUCGGGUCGCCCCGUCAGCAGGUGCUUCUGUGAUUCUGGUUCACACUGGGAUCCAAUUCUUGGUUCAUGUGCUCGCAAUGUUUGCAAGUAUGGAUGUGGGAAUGACAAAACUGGCCUCAUAGCAGGGUUAUCUUCAGGAUUGGGCGUGGCAUUUCUUGCAGCAACUCUAGCAUUUUUCGUGUACAAACGUUACCAGCGCAUCAAGGAGGUCCGUGAUCGUCUAACUCGAGACCGAGAAGCCAUUCUCAAUGCCGGCGGUGGCGUAAACAAUGCAAAGCUCUUCAACGGGAAGGAAAUCAAGAGGGCAACCAACAACUUCUCGAGAGACAGACUCCUCGGUGCUGGCGGAUUCGGUGAAGUGUAUCGAGGGAUCCUCGACGAUGGGACGACAAUCGCCGUGAAAUGCGCAAAACUCGGCAACACCAAGGGCAUCGACCAAGUCCUAAACGAGGUGAGGAUCCUGUGUCACGUGAACCACAAGAACCUCGUCCGCCUCCUAGGCUGUUGUGUCGAGCUAGAACAACCUUUGCUGGUGUACGAGUACAUCUCGAACGGGACAUUGCUCGAUCACCUCCAAGGCAAAAACAAUCACGAGCAUCUCACGUGGGCCCAUCGCUUGAAGAUUGCGCACGCAACUGCCGAGGCACUGGCGUACCUCCAUUUCUCGGCGGUUCCCCCAAUCUACCAUCGCGACGUCAAGUCGAGCAACAUCUUGUUGGACCAGAAGCUCAAUGCCAAGGUGUCGGAUUUUGGACUUUCACGCUUGGCUCUUACAGACAUGAGCCACAUAUCCACUUGCGCUCAGGGGACCUUAGGCUACCUGGAUCCGGAAUACUAUAAAAACUACCAGUUGACUGACAAGAGCGACGUCUACAGCUUCGGAGUCGUUUUGCUAGAGUUGCUGACAACCCAAAAAGCAAUAGAUUUUAAUAGAGACCAAGACGAUGUUAACUUGGCGAUUUUUGUGCAACGUUUGGUGGGAGAGGAGAAGAUAAUGGACGCCGUGGAUCCGGUGUUGAAGGAAGGGGCGAUCAAUUUGGAGUUGGAGACGAUGAAGGCGCUCGGGUUUCUGGCUAUGGGGUGUUUGGAGGAGAGGAGGCAAAACAGGCCCUCCAUGAAAGAAGUUGUUGAAGAGAUUGAGUAUUUAAUCAGUGUGGCUACUGCUAGUGAUGAUGAUGAUGAUGAGAAAUAGUGAGCUGCGGUUAGGGAGCUUUAGCAGUUUAUAAUAGGGGAAAAGUAGGAUUUUCAUGUUUUUAUUUUUGAAAUAGGAAUUAAAAUGUAUUUAUAUUACCAUACAUUAUCAUGUACAUCACCAAAAAGUAUAGUAAUGUGCAUAUGUACAAUGUCACAUUACAAUCAUAAUGCGAAAUUCUAUUUCGGAAAUAAAAAUAUAAAAUUUUU
This is a messenger RNA of Cuscuta campestris, 2220 nucleotides long. Lineage: Eukaryota; Viridiplantae; Streptophyta; Magnoliopsida; Solanales; Convolvulaceae. The record is from the annotation of a GenBank genome assembly.